AUGCCCAAAACCAUCAUCCGACCAACAACAGGCUACUCCAUCGAGCUCCUCCACGAAUACGCCCACACACUCGACUCAAUGCCACUCGACCUCUCGCGUAUCUUCGCAGACCUACGCGAGCUCGACGCAGUCCUUACCUCCACAGUCGCCUCCGUCACUACCAAAAUCUACAAACUCAUCGAAAUGAUCCAGGACCGUUCAGCCUCAAACGAGCAGCGUCUCUGGUUACUCGGCGAGAUUGCUGAAGAGGCGAGUAAGAUUCGCCCGGGUGCGGAUGACAAGAUUCGUAUCGCUACACAGGCAGCGGAUAGCUUGCAUAUUCAGACAGGGCAUUUGCAUUCACUCGUUACACACCUCCCGGAGUUCGAACCUGCGAUGCUUGUACCGAAGACGCGAUACCCGCACGUCUCGGCGCGCGCGUACAUGCCGCCUCAUUCAUUCGAGACGGGUCGGAGACGAAGGGCGCCGAUUGGUGCUGGGGCGUGGAUGGGUGCGACUGAGAGUAGCCCGCAGAAGAAGAGGAGGGUUGUACAGGAUGAGGACCUUGAUUAUGGGACUGCAGCUAAGACCCCGAGGAAGGAGAAGAAUGGGGAGACUGGACAUACGCGUCCUCGCGGUGGGCCUAGGACAAAGAAGGUUGAGAGACACCCAUCUCCUCCAGAUUCCCUUCACUCCAUCGCUUCUCAUCCACCGGCUCACGCGGCGAAUACCAACAAUGCAAACAGCAACGGCACAAACCAUCGUUCAGCGGGUGGCACAACACACCGAGGUGCACACAAUAACAGCAACUCCAACAAACGUCGUGCGAAUCCGCAGAAUGGUUCUGCUCAUGCGGAAGGUUCACUACUCGAGUCGGUCAUGUCUAGGAAGGACAACCAGCAACUCGCACCGUCUUCGUCAACAUCUCAUCCUUCUUUGGUAGAGGCAUUUGACAAUGAAAAACGAGGCAAAGACUACUGGCCUCCCGAAACACCGCGCGACCUCCAAGUACCCAGCGCUUCCACCAACAACACCACCUCCAACAACAACAGUAACACCAACACCAACACCAACAAUAACAACAAAGCACCCCGCACCUCCACGCACUCCUCACUAACGACCAACCUCACAACCAACCUCGCGUCCGCCAUAGAUGGAGGAGUCGGAGGCUCACCCGCACCUGGGGGCAACGACGCCGGAGCAGGAGCAGUAGCAACCGCCGCUUCUUCCGUCGCAGAAGGUACCACAGCAGGCGACGCAGGCGGAGACGGUGAUGGCGAAGCUGACGAUGGGAGGAUAUAUUGUUUCUGUGAUAAUAUGAGUUUCGGGGAGAUGAUUGGGUGUGAUCAGCCGGGUUGUAAGCGGGAAUGGUUCCAUUUGAGUUGCGUAGGCCUGAAAGAAGCUCCGAAGGGCUUGUGGUACUGCGAUGAAUGUGCUGCGCUUCGCAAGAACCCGCGGAACCCACGUAAGAAAAGGGCUCCGGCUGGUGGACGAGCGAAUGCUCGGAAUAAUGGGUCGUAAACCCCUCUCACACCCUUCUGAGUCUUCAUGCAUAUAAUCCAUCCUAUGCGUGUUGGAUUGCUUUUUUCUUGACUCACUUCCCCUUUAUUUGUCUUUUCUUUUCGUUCGACAUUCUGUUCGGCCCACCUCCC
Messenger RNA from Fomitiporia mediterranea MF3/22, 1631 nucleotides. RefSeq lists its product as uncharacterized. Gene Ontology annotation, cellular component: nucleus. NCBI's taxonomy places the organism in Eukaryota, Fungi, Basidiomycota, Agaricomycetes, Hymenochaetales, Hymenochaetaceae. The transcript has 4 exons. The coding region runs from base 1 to 1500 and encodes 499 amino acids. The record is from RefSeq and is a predicted model, not a curated record. Gene Ontology annotation, biological process: regulation of DNA-templated transcription.